AUGCAGCUUGAAAAGCCUUCAGAAUGUCAGAACACAACAAAAAUAAAAGAGUUCAUCCUCCUUGGAUUUGGGAACACUGAGAACUUGAACACUCUCCUCUUCAUAUUAUUUCUAAUUGUUUAUACUGUAACAUUAUCUGGGAACCUUCUCAUAAUCACACUGGUUGUCCUGAAGAAAUAUCUCCACACCCCUAUGUAUUUCUUCCUUUCUCAUCUCUCCUGCUUGGAGAUCUGCUACACCUCAGCUAUAAUACCUAAAAUGCUGGCCAUUUUUCUUACUGGCAAAAAGACAAUUUCUCUUUGGGGCUGUAUUUUACAGAUGCAUUUCUUUUCCACUCUGGGAACUACUGAAUGUUACCUCUUGGCAGCAAUGUCCUAUGAUCGUUACCUAGCGAUAUGUAGACCCUUGCAUUAUGUCACACUUAUGAACAACAAAACAUGUAUUUUUCUAGUUUCAGUGUCAUGGAUAAUAGGAUUUCUGCUUAUCACAGUUUUGACAUCCUUGUUGACACAACUCACAUUUUGUAAUCUAUACAAAAUUGACCAUUUCUUUUGUGAUUUCACACCCUUGGUACGACUUUCUUGCAGUGACACUUGGAUGAUUGAAAGUGUUGCUUUGAUAACAUCAUCUCUAGGAAUUCUACCUACAUUUUUCAUAACGGUCUCAUCUUAUGCUUUUAUCAUCCGGGCAAUUCUGAACAUCCCAUCUGGGAGAGAAAAGGCAUUUUCCACCUGUUCUUCCCAUCUCACUGUAGUCUCCAUUUUCUAUGGAUCCUUAAUGUUUGUCUACAUUUUGCCAACCACUGGAAAAUUCAAAGAUAUGAAAAAGGCCUUCUCUUUCCUGUAUUCGGUUCUUACCCCCAUGGCCAACCCAUUCAUUUACAGUCUACGAAACAAAGACAUAAAGAAAAUCCUCAAAAAAGAAUUUUCACAUUAA
Candoia aspera is the source of this 936-nucleotide messenger RNA. RefSeq names its product olfactory receptor 6F1-like. Lineage: Eukaryota; Metazoa; Chordata; Lepidosauria; Squamata; Candoiidae. Gene Ontology annotation, molecular function: odorant binding; G protein-coupled receptor activity; olfactory receptor activity. Gene Ontology annotation, cellular component: membrane. The transcript has a single exon. Gene Ontology annotation, biological process: G protein-coupled receptor signaling pathway. The record is from RefSeq and is a predicted model, not a curated record. The coding region runs from base 1 to 936 and encodes 311 amino acids.